Messenger RNA from Callorhinchus milii (elephant shark), 3720 nucleotides. It is a transcript of the gene sik1, whose product is annotated as salt-inducible kinase 1. NCBI's taxonomy places the organism in Eukaryota, Metazoa, Chordata, Chondrichthyes, Chimaeriformes, Callorhinchidae. Gene Ontology annotation, cellular component: cytoplasm. Gene Ontology annotation, biological process: intracellular signal transduction; microtubule cytoskeleton organization; protein phosphorylation. The record is from RefSeq and is a predicted model, not a curated record. Gene Ontology annotation, molecular function: ATP binding; protein serine/threonine kinase activity; tau-protein kinase activity. The coding region runs from base 189 to 2585 and encodes 798 amino acids. The transcript is spliced from 14 exons.
GCCUUUCGCAUCAGGAGGACCUUCCCUUUUGCUCAUUGUCCUGAGCCACACGGUUCCCAGGGAUUUGCUGGUGCUGAGCUCCCCCCCCCACACUCCUCCUCCUCUCCCGGUAGCGGAGCAGCGCAGCGUGAGUGGGAGCUACUUUUCCCCCCAACCCCCAACCCCCAAUUCAAUCCCGUGGAUGAGCCAUGGUCAUGACCGUGUGCGAGAGGCCGUGCAGUCCGCCCCGCGCCCUGCGGGUGGGCUUUUACGACAUCGAGAAGACGCUGGGGAAAGGCAACUUCGCGGUGGUGAAGCUGGCGAGGCAUCGAGUGACCAAAACGCAAGUUGCAAUAAAAAUAAUUGACAAAACCAGAUUGGAUUCGUCUAACCUUGAGAAGAUUUAUAGAGAAGUGCAAAUCAUGAAGCUUUUGAAUCAUCCACACAUCAUCAAACUCUACCAGGUAAUGGAAACAAAAGACAUGUUGUACAUGGUGACGGAAUAUGCCCAGAAUGGAGAAAUGUUCGAUUACUUGUCAGCAAAUGGGCCGUUGAGCGAAGCCGAGGCUCGACGGAGAUUCUGUCAGAUCCUGACGGCUGUGGAAUAUUGUCACAACCACCACAUUGUGCACCGGGACCUGAAGACUGAGAAUCUGCUGCUGGACGCUAAUAUGAACAUUAAAAUUGCAGAUUUUGGAUUUGGGAAUUUUUACAAAAGUGGUGAACCUCUGUCUACUUGGUGCGGGAGCCCACCCUACGCCGCACCCGAGGUCUUUGAAGGGAAAGAGUAUGAAGGACCUCAUCUUGACAUCUGGAGUUUGGGGGUAGUGCUGUACGUUCUGGUUUGCGGAUCGCUUCCGUUCGAUGGUCCCACAUUACCAGCUCUCAGACAAAGGGUGUUAGAGGGACGCUUUCGGAUUCCAUUCUACUUAUCUCAAGCUUGUGAAAACCUGAUCCGCCGAAUGUUGGUUGUCGACCCUACGAAGCGCGUAACAAUGUCGCAAAUCAAACAGCACCACUGGAUGCAAUCAGCCAUGUCUCCCCAGGAACCAUUGUCUUAUUCCAUCAAGGACUACAACUCAAAUCUUGGAGACUACAAUGAGCAAGUCCUCGGCAUAAUGCAGAGUCUCGGCAUCAACAAACAGAAGACUAUUGAGUCAUUGCAAAACAGCAGUUACAACCAUUUUGCCGCAAUCUAUUACCUUUUGCUGGAACGAGUCCAAGAACACCGAAGUAACCAAGCAAUAAGCUGCCCGACUCCUGGAGCCCAGCUACAGAAGCUAAGAAACGUGACUGAGCAAAGCCAAGCAGACGUACCUCAGGAAGCUCUUGUGGAUUUUGUGACGAACCAUUACUCAUCCCCUGGGGUGCUAACCCAUUCCCUCCCGCAUUCUGUGCUCCAGAAUGAGAUGGAUUGUGACACCACUUGCUUCCAGCCAAUCGUCUCUCCAGUGGAUGCUUCAGUCAAGGCUCUGCUGAAGGGUCGGUCGAUGUCUCCCUGUAGCCUCCUGGAGACAGCCAUCAGCGAGGAGGUGAGGAUGGAUCCCGAGUUGGAGGAAGAGUUGAUGGGACGAAGCCAGAAUUCCUCACACGUCCUGACCAACACGUGCCGACGGCACACGGUCGCUGAGGUCUCCACUCAUUUCAACAGCCAGACGGCUCCAUGUAUUGUCGUCACCUCAUCCGCCCACCCACAGGACGGGGCCAGUUCAGAUAGCUGCCUGACCUCCUGCUGCAGGGACAGCCUGCUCUCUGCGCACACCACCUAUCAGACUGAGGGAGUGCUGGCGGCUAAUCUAGCAGCAGCUCGCAUGACUCCGCCCUUCAUGUACACUGCGUCGGCCACUCCUAUCCUGCAGGAACAAGGCCAGAGCGUCAGCAUGGGCGGAGCUCAGCUUCCAGUCACCUUCCAGGAAGGCAGGAGAGCCUCGGACACCUCCCUAACCUCAGGACUGAAAGCUUUCCGACAUCAGCUGCGCAAAAGCCCCAGAGCCAAAGGAUUCAUUGGGCUGAACAAAAUCAAAGGCUUUGCCCGUCAAGUGUGCCAGUCGUCCCACUCGAGAGCAGCACGGAAUCGACUGGGUCACCUUCAGCUCUGCAGCCCUCAGCAGAAUGUGAGGGCACUGCCUGGCACUGGGGCGGCAAAUAUGAAUGCUUUCAAUGGAACCUCGAGAGAAGCCAGGACGUUGUUGGAGGAACUGUUAGACCAGCAAAGAAUGCUACAACUAACUCACCAGCAGAGCCAGCAACUACUGGGGCCCUGCCUUGAGGGGUCGAGGGUAAUGGAAACGUCAGCACUCACAGCUGAAAGUAUGGCUCCUCACCACCAGACCAGCCCAUUCCACCUGGCGGAGCUCACACAUGCAAACCAGCUGGAGCUGUCGUGUAGGGCCCAGUCACAGCUGAGCAGCUUCAUGGGCGCCUGCCUCUCGCCCCUAUCUCCCAACGACCAACUUUUGGACUCGCAGUUACCUCAGACUUUCUCCGGUCUCCUCCAGCAAAGGCAGUUCUCCUUAGAGUCACAGAACCUCAAGCUGCUCUCAGCAGACUGUGAAAUGGAGGACCUGACGGCUGUCCAGCUGGGCAAAAUCGUACUGGUGAACUGACUGGGCGCCAAGUCCUUCCUUCCAUGAACACUUACUGAGAAUCCAGGACCUGUUAGUAUUUGAAAAAAUUAACAAGUCUUAAGUCUGCAGUCACCUGCAAUAAGCAGCUGCAGCAAAAUCGCUUUAAGAAAUACGAACCGACAAUACUUUUGCACUUUAGACUGAUUUAAAACAGUGUAGAUGUCUCUUUUUCACUUGUUGCUGUGAAUUUCCGUGUGUUGUGUAAAAAAAAAAGACCAAAGAAGGAGGGCUGUCUCCCAGUGUGUGUGUGUGUGUGUGUGUGUGUAUAUGUGUUUUGUCAAAGCUGCAGCCCACAGUGCUGUUGGAACUGCAUCAGGUCACUUUAAAACGAAACAAUCCGAUUUGCAUUGAUCAAGAACUGUUGAAUCUACAAACCUGAGAGAGAGAGAUAGAGAGGGUGUGAAAGAGUGUGCGAGUGGGAGAGAAUGUUUUCUGUGUUAUUGAAACUGAUCUGACUUUUGUCUGCAAACCCGACGUGCAGCCGAGCAAGGGUUGACCGCUGCAGAAGAGAUACUGUGAAAACAACGCAAAUCUGCGCCGAGUAUUAAAUUCCCGUGUUCAAAGGAGCAAAAGUUUUACAGAGCAAACAUGAAGAGAGAGGGACUGUGAGCAAGCUGCACACAUAACGCUCAACACAAACUGUUUCCACUGCUUUCAAACGGGGAAGCAGCGCUGCUGAAGUAUUCCAAUUCACCUCUCGCCAGAAUGCCAGCAUUUCACAGCACUUCUCGUUGCAUCGAUCGAGGUUGUUACUUUCCAGGGGCACGCUUCUCAUUUCAAACAAAGGAAUACAGACAGUUACUAAUAAUAUUCGUCCUUGAUGCACAUUGACAUUUCAGGAGCGAGGAUCGUAAUGACUUUAUCGUGAAGCAUAUUCACAUGAAAACUCCAGGAAGGAAGCUUUUUUUGAUGUCGUAGCUUUUAUGCUACACAAAGAGGACAUAAGCUGUGUGUUUUUAAUGUUAUCUGGGUCCAAAUUAGGAACGAAUGAACUUUUAAGGACUGUGCAAUAAUCUGUUCCAAUUGUAAAUUGUGUGAAGCGAAACCGAACACUUUUUUUAAAAAAAAAUGAACUUUAUUUAACUUGUCAGUAAAGUACAAACUGCUCUGAAAA